Messenger RNA from Rhagoletis pomonella (apple maggot), 807 nucleotides. Its product is annotated as elongation of very long chain fatty acids protein F-like. Gene Ontology annotation, biological process: very long-chain fatty acid biosynthetic process; fatty acid elongation, monounsaturated fatty acid; fatty acid elongation, saturated fatty acid. Gene Ontology annotation, cellular component: endoplasmic reticulum membrane. The transcript has 3 exons. Gene Ontology annotation, molecular function: fatty acid elongase activity. NCBI's taxonomy places the organism in Eukaryota, Metazoa, Arthropoda, Insecta, Diptera, Tephritidae. The record is from RefSeq and is a predicted model, not a curated record. The coding region runs from base 1 to 807 and encodes 268 amino acids.
AUGUCGAACUUGAUCGCCAGUGUGUACAAUUUUCUAACCGCGCCAGGCACCUUGUACGGUAAUCGCUUUCUGCCUUUCCAUGGCGCCCUACUGCCAUAUCUACUUGCCGAUAUUUUGUAUGUGCUGCUGGUAUUCAAGAUCGGUCCGUGGUACAUGAAAAAUCGUCCACCAUACAAGCUUCAAAAUGUGAUGCGAUACUAUAAUAUAGGACAAAUCAUUUAUAAUGCUUAUUUCUCCUACGUGGCCUUUUACUUGUAUGUUUAUAAACGUCCAACGCCCAUCACGUGUAUAACCAUAUUACCCACAAAUCAUCCCCUCAAGGACAUCGAAGGCAUCAUUGGCGCGCUCUAUGUUGUUAAUAAAUUUACAGAUUACUUUGAUACAAUAGUUUUUGUACUCCGCAAGAGUUACAAACAAAUCACCUUCCUGCAUGUUUAUCAUCACAUCAUGAUGACAACUUUGAGUUUGCUGUUUAUAAGGUAUACUGGCGGUGGUGGGCAUGCAUCCAUGGUUGGUAUUCUGAACACCUGCGUGCAUGUAUUCAUGUAUACAUACUACCUGAUGAGUGCGACGAGACCGGAAAUGAAGAAAUCACUUUGGUGGAAGAAAUAUGUGACCAGACUGCAGCUUGUACAAUUCGUCCUGAUACUCGUACAUCAGCUGUGGCCAUUGGUGAUUCAACGGGAUUGCGAGUAUCCAAAGUUGCUUUGCUUGUGUACGAGCCUGCAAGCCAUCCUGAUGCUUUAUUUAUUUGGUAGUUUUUACAUUAAAACAUAUAUACGAAGACCUGAAGAGAAAGUACGCUAA